GUACAAAUAUAUAUCUGAUGGCUUCAAAGUGUACUUCGUAAAUUUACGAAAAUAUGACGUAAUUUCACUUCUCUUGCAAGUAAUAGCAAUAGUGAAUGUAGGAAUGCCACUGUGGAAUUUCAUUCGUGAUAUAUUUCUUGGAAAAAAUUCGGAUGAACCCAGAAAUAAAGGGUUCUUCGAUGACCAAGAUAGAGCUAACAGAGAUAGUUUUAGAAACCCAAUUUGGCAAAAUGAUGAAGAUGAUGAUGACAUGGAGGACUUUAGGCAUUCCAGGGGAGGUGUUCAUUUCCACAUAUUCAACGAUCCCUUAGAAAUUACAAGACAGUUUGAAUCACAAAUAGAUAAUUUAAUGAAAAGCUUCUUUGGAUUUCACCAUGAAGAAAAUAUGUUCUCACCUGCACUUCCACCACCACAAGAAGGAAAUUUGCGUGAGGAAAUGUUAAAACGUAAUAGUGACGAUUUUAGUGAAGUAACACCAAAGGAGGAUAUAAAUUUGGAUGGCAAGGUAACACCAGACAAUUUUUCUAAUAUAUGGAAUACGUAUAAUGAACCAAAUAGAUUUAAAUCAACAACAGUUUUCAUGACAAGAAAAGAGUUCAUCCAUAAACCAGAUGGCACAAUAGAACAGAAACAAAUAAUUAAAGACAAUGAAGGAAAUGAAGAAACAACCAUAUCACGACAAAUUGGUGACAAAUUACAUACUAUCACAACAAAAAAAGAUAAAAAUGGUGUAGAGACAAAAACAGAGGAAUUAAUUAAUAUUGAUGAAAGUGAAUUGAAAGGAAACAAGUGGUUACUGCCCAAUGAUAACAGUAGUAACAGCCCUAAUAUAAGUUGGAGUUACUUUCCUUGGAAACAAUUUUUUAAACCAGAUCCAAAAUUGUAGUUAAACACAGUGAAAUUAGUAAUUUCCCUAUAGAAAAAUAUUGACAAAUGGCUAAUGGUAUAUAUUAUUUUUUUUUUCUUUUCAUAUAUUAAAAUUAAAUUUUAAAUCUUAGCUAGCCUCUUCUAAAUUUCGUUUAUUAUCUUUAUUAUAUCCGUAUUAUUAUAAAACGUUCCAUAGCUCCAUGUCAAGUUGCUACAUAAAUACCUACAUACUCUUUCCUUUACAAUUUAUUAUGACAAUUUAUUCUAACCCUUUUGGAUACUGUAUGUUAUUGUAGAAAACAAAGCGUAAAAAUAAAAAAAUUGCAAUUUUAACUUAA
Megalopta genalis is the source of this 1205-nucleotide messenger RNA. RefSeq lists its product as uncharacterized. Gene Ontology annotation, cellular component: mitochondrion; actin cytoskeleton; clathrin-coated vesicle. Lineage: Eukaryota; Metazoa; Arthropoda; Insecta; Hymenoptera; Halictidae. Gene Ontology annotation, biological process: regulation of actin filament polymerization; negative regulation of apoptotic process. The record is from RefSeq and is a predicted model, not a curated record.